Molecule: messenger RNA, 513 nt
Organism: Ostertagia ostertagi
Lineage: Eukaryota; Metazoa; Nematoda; Chromadorea; Rhabditida; Trichostrongylidae
Source: the annotation of a GenBank genome assembly
AUGAAUAGCCACAUUGCCGACGCUCUUUUCCAAGGGGAUAUGGUACUUUCAAAGGAGCAGGAAGAUCAACUUGUUGACGACAUUAACGACGAGGGCACUCGCUCCAAACGACAAGCCAUGAGAGAUCCACGAUACCCUGGGAAAAGGUGGCAUGAAGGGGUUAACUAUUUCUUUGACGAUAAUGCAAGCCCAAUAGUUAAAAGUGUCUUCAAGAAGGCGACGGAACUAUGGAAGGCUGAUACCUGCAUCGAUUUCAAAGAAGAUAAAAAUGCAAAGGACAGAGUACGUGUGUGGGUUGGGACCGGAUGUUGGUCAUCUGUUGGCAGAGUUGGUGGAAUGCAGAACAUUUCACUCGGACAAGGCUGCGAAUCAGUCGGAACCGCCGCACACGAAAUCGGCCAUGCACUGGGAUUCUACCAUGCGCACUCAAGACAUGAUCGUGAUGAAUUUAUUACGGUCGAUGUGGCUAAUAUCAAGCCUGAAUGGGUUGACCAAUUUGUGCUGCGAACGAUC